AUGCAUUCCAGGGCACUUCGGUCUCUCCUGCCCAAUUUUUUGUUCUUACUGCCUGUUACCAGAUCCUUUACGAUUUGCGGUGUGGAUGAACCGGUUAUGCUGUUGUGGUGGAUUGCAGGACGCUUCGCAUGA
This is a messenger RNA of Sclerotinia sclerotiorum 1980 UF-70, 132 nucleotides long. RefSeq lists its product with no specific name. The record is from RefSeq and is a predicted model, not a curated record. The coding region runs from base 1 to 132 and encodes 43 amino acids. The transcript is spliced from 2 exons. NCBI's taxonomy places the organism in Eukaryota, Fungi, Ascomycota, Leotiomycetes, Helotiales, Sclerotiniaceae.